AACACUGUAUCUUUCAUCUUGUAAGUGAAAACUGACAGAUGCAUGUUCAUGUCCCCGUAUGAGUAAACAUGUGUUUGUUAUGAAAUUCACGUGUAUCAAUGUACUUUAACAAUUUAAUGAUUUGAGAGUAUAAAUUAAAGGAAGCUACUACUUUUAUACUCAUUAAAAAUGUCUAUUAACCUCGACAUAAAGCUUAAACGAGCAAGUAAAAUUUAUCGAGAAGGUGAAAAUGUGAGUGGAUUCAUUCUUCUGCAGACAAAUUCCGACGUCAAGCACGAUGGAAUAUAUCUCACAAUGGAAGGUUUAGUCAACCUGCAACUUAGUUCUAAAACUGUUGGUAUCUUUGAAGCCUUAACCAAUUCAGUUAAGCCAAUUCAGCUGGUACAAUACACUGUGGAAGUAGCACCUGCUGGAAAAAUACCUAGUGGCAAAACAGAAAUUCCGUUUGAGUUACCUUUGAAACCCAGAGGUUCAAAAACAUUGUAUGAAACAUAUCAUGGGGUAUUUGUUAAUAUUCAGUAUUUAGUUCGGUGUGAUAUUAAAAGGAGCUUUCUGGCAAAAGAUGUUAAUAAGUCUUUGGAAUUUAUGGUAGAGGAUAAAACAUCAAAGUCAAUAGACAAGGAGUCUCGUAAACCUGUACCAUUUAAAAUACUUCCAGAAUCUGUACAAAACACUAAAGAGAGAACUGUUCUUCCAAGAUUUGUUAUUUCUGGUCACAUAGAUUCACUUUGUUGCAAAAUUUCUGAGCCUUUGACUGGUGAAGUUAUAAUUGAGAGCUGCGAUGCUAUUGUAAAAUCGAUUGAACUUCAAUUGGUUCGAGUAGAAACUUGUGGAUGUGCUGAAGGAUAUUCCAAAGAUGCAACUGAGAUACAAAAUAUACAAAUUGGAGAGGGCAAUGUGUGUACAGAGUUAGCUAUUCCAAUUUAUAUGAUUUUUCCAAGACUCUUCACUUGUCCAACUCUUAUAACUAGCAACUUUAAAGUUGAAUUUGAAGUUAAUCUGAUUGUUGCCUUUGAAGAUGAUUACAUAGUAACAGAAAAUUUUCCUAUCACUUUAACAAGACAUUAAAAAAAGCUAAUGCAAUAUUUACUGUACAGUUUUUUUUAUUUGUACAUAAAU
Molecule: messenger RNA, 1119 nt
Organism: Trichogramma pretiosum
Lineage: Eukaryota; Metazoa; Arthropoda; Insecta; Hymenoptera; Trichogrammatidae
Product: Down syndrome critical region protein 3 homolog
Exons: 5
Coding region: 169-1068 (299 amino acids)
Biological process (GO): intracellular protein transport
Cellular component (GO): endosome
Source: RefSeq, a predicted model, not a curated record